AUGGUUGAAGUGAGGUACUCUAGCUGGCGGAUUGAACCAAAAUGUCUUGCCAGGACAGAUAGGCAAAGAGCGAAAAUUAGGGGAGCUGGAGAGGCAGCAAGAAGCAAGAAGCAGAAAUCUAAAACAUCUGCCGGAAUCGAAGAGAAAUUCUUGAGAGGAGAGAGGUCUGACUCUGAAGAUCCGGAAACCUCGGAGCAGCCCAGGAAAAGUGGAGGGUUGAAUGAGUUCAUGAAGAAUGUAAAGCAAAGGGCUAGUCAAGGUUGCAAUAUCAGUCGUGAAUUGGAAUGGGAAUGUAAGCCAAACAUGGGAGUAUCUCGUUGA
Puccinia graminis f. sp. tritici CRL 75-36-700-3 is the source of this 321-nucleotide messenger RNA. RefSeq lists its product as uncharacterized. The transcript has 3 exons. The record is from RefSeq and is a predicted model, not a curated record. Lineage: Eukaryota; Fungi; Basidiomycota; Pucciniomycetes; Pucciniales; Pucciniaceae. Bases 1 to 321 code for a protein of 106 amino acids.